This is a messenger RNA of Panicum hallii, 1596 nucleotides long. Its product is annotated as leucine-rich repeat extensin-like protein 5. The record is from RefSeq and is a predicted model, not a curated record. Lineage: Eukaryota; Viridiplantae; Streptophyta; Magnoliopsida; Poales; Poaceae. The coding region runs from base 139 to 1272 and encodes 377 amino acids. The transcript is spliced from 7 exons. Gene Ontology annotation, biological process: mRNA 3'-end processing.
CGACCGCGGCUUGCAGGUUGCAGCUCGACAGCGGCCUAGCUCGCCGCCUCCCCUACCGUUCCCUCCCCAUCGUUCGCGGUCCGCCCUAUCUCCGUCGCCGUCGCGUCAUCUCAGGACGCUGCCCCGCUCCCACUACCCAUGGCGGCGAAGCAGGCGGCGCCGGGCGAAGCCCUUGCGGCUCAAAUCAACGCCAUGUCCCGCUCCGAGAUGUACGACAUGAUGUCCAAGAUGAAGACCAUGAUCGACCACGACCAGGAGACGGUGCGCCGCAUGCUCGUCGACAAUCCGGACGUCACCCGCGCGCUAUUUCGGGCACAAGUAGUACUUGGAAUGGUGAAAACGCCUAAAACUGCACAAUCUUCAGACAUGGUCCAACCUGCAGCAGCGUCGGCGGCACCAUCAUCAGUCAAAGUUACUGUGCCAGAUCAUGUGAGCUUGCCCCCACCGCCAUUACCUGCUAACCAGCAGAGUGUUGCUCAACAUUCUACCCCAUUCCCAUCUGGUCCAUCUAAUGCCGGAUCUACCAUGGACCUUCCUACUAUGUCAGCAAAUGCACAAUCGGCACAAACAAAAGGUUACCCUAUUCAUCAGAUGCCUUCAUCAGCUCCUCAGUCAUCUCAGCAUCCAAAUAUGAGCCUACCUCAUGCUCCUCCACAGUAUUCCAAUCUUCAAUCACAUGUGCCUAUAGUUCAUAGCCAGCCACAGCAACCUUUGCAAACUCCUGGAAUAUUUAAUCAACAGUUGCAACCACCUUUGCCCCCGAUGCCUAGGCCACAGUCCAUGCAAUCCUUUGCACAUCAGAUGCAUCAGCAAGUACCAAAUUCUUUUGGUUUGACUCAUGGAAAUGCUCCGCAGCACAUUUUGCAACAACCAAUGUUUCAUCCAGGUGGGAACCCUCAAACUUCUUUCCUUGCUGGCCAACCACCAUUGCCUAGCCAGCCACCACCACCACAGCUAUACCAGCAGGCUAGUUCACACUACAAUACUCAAAGUACAGCACCCAUGCAAGGUGAUAGGUCAGCUCCGUGGGGGCGGGGCCCAGAAGCGCCUGCUGCAGGCUCUCAUUUCCCUGGACAAUUACCAGGGUUGCCCCUGCCCGGGCAAAUGGCCCAAGGAAUUGGUGGUAUCCAGGCAGGACAAGCGCCUCUGACACCCGAGAUGGAGAAGAUGCUCGUCCAGCAAGUCCUGGGCAUGUCGGCUGAGCAGAUCAACAUGCUGCCUCCAGAGCAACGGCAACAGGUGCUUCAACUACGGGACAUGCUACGGCAAUGAUUUAUCGGCAGCUGACUGGGUAGAAGAGUUUCGGUUUCCCUGCCACAGAGAGGCCCUCGCUCAGCUUAUGCUGCGGGCGCCUGAUUGGCAUCCCGACUAGUCUGCGGCCUACCUUGGAGAUGUGGUUGUAGAAUGCUAAUCCUUGUCGCCAUUUAUAGAAUGCAUGGACAUUUUGGUCCAGUUUCCUCAAACUGGACGUUUUGUUUUGCGGCUUCAGUUUCAAGUUGUGUACUGUUCAGAUGAUAGAAGUAACUCCGGGCAUCUUUUUGGACCUUGACUCAUGUUUGUCGAUAUCUUUGCGAAAACUUUGGAGAUUAUACUUCA